AUGGCGGGCUGAAUCAAAGAACUGAAAUAAAGAUAACAAAUAAAUAGAAUAAAUAAUUAAUUAAUUACACAUUUGAUAAUUUUUCUAUAUACCUUGGUAUUUUGUUAAAUCUACUUUUGCAGACUUUAUUGUAAUUUGUACUGUGAAAAAAUGAUUGGAAUGAGAAUGAAUGCGUUUAAUGAUACUGGUCUUGGAGAACCCGAACAAGAUGCAAAUACAGCGCUUAUAGAGCUUGAUAAAGGUUUACGUUCUACUAAAACUGGAGAACAAUGCGAAGCUAUAGUACGUUUUCCUAGAUUGUUUGAAAAGUAUCCAUUUCCAAUAUUGAUAAAUUCGUCUCUUUUGAAAUUGGCUGAAGUAUUUCGCACUGGCAGUAAUUUUUUACGAGUAUGGGUCCUAAGGGUGUGUCAGCAGAGCGAAAAGCAUCUUGAUAAAAUCUUGAAUGUGGAUGAAUUUGUAAGGCGUAUCUACAGUGUUAUACAUUCAAAUGAUCCAGUUGCUAGGGCCCUUACUUUGCGUACAUUAGGCAGUGUAGCUGGUAUUAUUCCUGAAAGACAACAAGUACACCAUAGUAUAAGAAGAUCCUUGGAUUCUCAUGAUUCAGUUGAAGUAGAAGCUGCAAUAUAUGCUGCCCAAAUGUUUGCAGCACAGUCUAAGUUGUUCGCUGUAUCAAUGUGCAGUAAGAUUUCCGAUAUGAUUAGAGGUCAAGCUACACCCGCCUCGAUGAAAUUGCAGCUUAUACCAAUUCUACAAUACAUGCAUCAUGACAUUUUUACAGCAUCAAUGGUAAAUGAAUUAUGUAUGGAGCUCCUUGCAAGUUAUCCAGCAGCUGAAUUUGUUAGAGUCACUCUGAGUGCACUAAGUACACUGGCCUCUGCAACAUUAAUAGAUGUGCCACAACAGGUUGUGUUAUUAUUACGCUAUUUGCAAGAUGAUCCGAGAUUGUCCGUAAAACGUCACGCCUUACAUCUUCUGCAUAGUUUAGCGAGAAGAGGAGCGCAUCUCUGGCCGCAGGGUGCUCUUAGUAAUUUAAUUGAGAGUACCACGACACUUUUGCAAGAUGGUGCAGGACAUACAGAUCUUCUUAUACGCACUUUAGAUGUAAUUGAGGUACUUAGCCAAAAUUCUGUGACAUGUGAUGCCAAUAUGGAGGAAAAUAGUCCUUUAUUGCAGCUGUGUCUAAAUGCGUGUUAUUCUCCUGAUCCAUUUGUCGCAGUAAAAGCAAUUACUAUACUUUCCAGAGUUGCCUGUUACUGUUACGAAGAAGGACUGCCCGCUUAUGGUAUACAAGAUGUCAUCUCUUGUCUCGAAUCUCUGAUUGUAUUACUGGCGUUGGACGAUAAACAUUUAUAUCAGUUAAAGGUGUGCUUACGUUCGACAGUAAAACUGUGUCAGUCGCAACCUAGUCAUUGCACUAUAUUUGUUGAUGCUAUUGGUUCCACCCUUAUCAAUGCCAGUGCGGAAAACGGUCAGAACGAGAAGCAAACGGUCGCUCUGUGCGAAGCUUUAGGCGCUAUUGGUAGUUUAGGAGAAAAUACACUGCUGCCGCUUUUAGCAGACAUUUUGGUAAAGCUUAAACAAACUAUGCAUGUACAUACAAAGGUAAUGCUUUGUACAUUACUAUUCCAAAUGGUGGCUGGAGGAUACGAAUGGAAUUCGGAAUGCUUAGAGGCAGUAGACAAUGUUGUAAAAAACGUAGAUGGUUGGGCGAAAUAUCGCAUUGCGCGUAGCGCCGCAAGAUAUGGUCAUCAUACAAUUGCUACCGAAAUAUUUAAGAGUCUAAAAGAAACGGUAGCAUCGGAGCAACUGCAUUUUUGGCUGUCUGGUUUAGAACUAGUUACAAAAGCGGAAUGCUGUCUCAUGGAUAAAAAGGAAGGCGAAGAAAAUUUUACUAAAGCCGAGAUUGUGGAGAAAUUGAAUGGAGCGAUAGCGCGUUAUGCGAGCGCUUGCGCAUCUCUUAAAGCUGCCAGCACUCCACUGCGCAGUUUGCAGUUUCCAAGUGAAUAUUCAAAAUUACGUUGUGAAUUCUUACAAGCCAUAGUCCAGCUAUUGCAUUCAUGCAUAUCUUUAUGCACUGCACCACCACCCGCUAUAGCUGUCACCGUUGUCAUUGCUACGAAAGAUGAUCUGCAAAGAUAUGGUCGCGUUACACACCAGUUAAGAAAAUCAGCGCAAGAUUUGAGAAACUGUGCGGACAAUUAUCAGAAGUUGUAUCAGUCAGCUUUUGAUGCUGAUCCAGGAUCGUUGGCGAAUAUUCGAGCAUUACAAGAAAUGUGCCGAUUAAUGGCGAACAGCGUAGAGCGAGUUUGUGGCGGCCCUAGUAUUUCAAUGUAUCAACAGCAGAACGAUUCCGUAAAUUUUUAUUUCGGCGAUUUUGUGGAAAUGCGACAGUUGGCCCGUUGUUGUGCCGAGUUGCGUUGUUUAGCACCACCAUGGGUGGGCGCCGAUGGUAAGACUGGAGCCAUCAGUCACUUGAGAGUCAGUUGUUUGAUAUCACAAGUCACGUUACUCGCUGGUGGAACAAUGAGAUUGCCGAUACCUAGGUAUUUCUUCCAAACGCUGCAGACGACUAGUAUUAAGCUAUCGGUGUCGCCACAACCGCGUGUUCUCGGUGAACCCGUGUCUGUGCCUCAAGGUAAUCAACUGGCCCUUAAAGUCGAAGGUGUAUUACGACACGGUCGACGAGCAGCCCUUUUCCGUUCUGUUGCUGCUGUAUGCAUUUCCAUCUCGACGACACCGCCUUCGAAAAUAAAUUCUGACCAAAAGGAUUCUAAUAUGAAUGAAUUACAGCAAACGGUUAUACCUCAUCGUGAUUUCUUCGCUUGUGAGUUUUUACUUUCCUUAGGAAUACCUGGACCUGCGAUUGUAUUUCCGUGCGCAGCUGGUGGAAAUACUUCUGGUAGUACGGGUAGCGGUGGUCAAUAUCAAAUUACAGCAAGCGCGAGUAUACUCGAUAAGGAUGGUAAUGUGUGGAAGUGUGGCCCACGCUCCACUCUUCCUGUUAGAGUGCACGAAGAGCCUACAAAGAGAAAAUUACCUUAAUAAAAACAUCGUACCAAUAAUUUGUAAUACUUGUAUAUAUUCAAAUCAAUUCUAAUAUAAAAAUAUAAAUCUUAUCAUU
Molecule: messenger RNA, 3121 nt
Organism: Formica exsecta
Lineage: Eukaryota; Metazoa; Arthropoda; Insecta; Hymenoptera; Formicidae
Gene: INTS7
Product: integrator complex subunit 7-like
Exons: 14
Coding region: 151-3042 (963 amino acids)
Biological process (GO): snRNA 3'-end processing
Cellular component (GO): integrator complex
Source: RefSeq, a predicted model, not a curated record